Colius striatus (speckled mousebird) is the source of this 2178-nucleotide messenger RNA. RefSeq names its product DNA damage inducible transcript 3 (gene DDIT3). Gene Ontology annotation, molecular function: RNA polymerase II cis-regulatory region sequence-specific DNA binding; DNA-binding transcription activator activity, RNA polymerase II-specific; protein heterodimerization activity. Gene Ontology annotation, cellular component: CHOP-ATF4 complex; cytoplasm; CHOP-ATF3 complex. The coding region runs from base 166 to 720 and encodes 184 amino acids. The transcript has 4 exons. The record is from RefSeq and is a predicted model, not a curated record. Gene Ontology annotation, biological process: positive regulation of intrinsic apoptotic signaling pathway; negative regulation of transcription by RNA polymerase II; intrinsic apoptotic signaling pathway in response to endoplasmic reticulum stress. Lineage: Eukaryota; Metazoa; Chordata; Aves; Coliiformes; Coliidae.
GACGAGGCGGCCACAGGGAUGAUGAGGGCGAGGAUGGGGCGGAGCGCGCAGCGAGCGGGACCGGGCCGCGGCCAAGCGGCGCCGCCCAGGAAGGCAUCCAGGAGAAAGUGUGUUCUUACCGACCACCACACCUGAGAGCAGCCCCACAUCGGCCUGGAGCUGACGAUGGCAGCUGAGGGGCUGCCUGUGGGCACCCCCCCUGGGACCCUGCCCAGCUGGGAGCUGGAGGCCUGGUACCAGGACCUGCAGGAGCUGUUGGCCGCUGAGGAGCCCUUUGGGCCUUCCCCACCCUGGGGGGCUGAGCAGGAGCAGGCAGAGCUGCCCCCUCUGUGGGGCACGGAGGGGGCCAGUGGUGGCCCUGAGGGCUGUGAGCUGGAUGCCACCCUGGCCACGGAGCUGCUGGAGCUGCUGGGGCCAGACGACAGCGGUGGCACCGAGGCAGCCGUGGCACAGCCAGCACCAGCCCCUGCUCGGAGCUCCCCGCCGCAGCUUCACGCAGAGGAGGACGAGGAUGAGGAGGGAGCAGCCGAAGGGCGCGGGGGGAAGAGGAGGAAGAGAGGCAGCGGCGUGGAGGCGGCCAGACGGGCGGCUGAGCAGCGAGUGCGGGAGCUGACGGCCCAGAACGAGCGGCUGCGGGGCCGCAUCCGGCAGCUCAGCGCCGAGGUGCAGCGCACGCGGGCGGCUCUCAUCGAGCGCAUGGUCACCCUGCGGCGGGCGUAGCGCUGGCACCCGCACGGCUCAGGACCACUGCAGGGCUCAGGACCACUGCAGGGCUCAGGACCACUGCAGGGCUCAGGACCACGGCUGCCAGGCUCAGGACCACAGCUGCCAGGCCAAGGACCACAGGCAAGCUGAACAUCCUGCCUGCCAGGCCCAGGACCAUGGCUGCCAGGCUCAGGACCAUGGGCAAGCUGGGCAUCCUGACUGCCAGGCUCAGGACCACGGCUGCCAGGCUCAGGACCACAGGGAAGCUGAGCAUCCUGCCAGGCUCAGGACCAUGGGCAAGCUGAACAUCCUGCCUGCCAGGCUCAGGACCAUGGGCAAGCUGGGCAUCCUGACUGCCAGGCCCAGGACCAUGGCUGCCAGGCUCAGGACCACGGGCAAGCUGAGCAUCCUGACUGCCAGGCCCAGGACCAUGGCUGCCAGGCUCAGGACCACGGGCAAGCUGAGCAUCCUGACUGCCAGGCCCAGGACCAUGGCUGCCAGGCUCAGGACCAUAGACAAGCUGAGCAUCCUGACUGCCAGGCCCAGGACCACGGCUGCCAGGCUCAGGACCAUGGGCAAGCUGAACAUCCUGACUGCCAGGACCACGGCUGCCAGGCUCAGGACCAUGGGCAAGCUGAGCAUCCUGACUGCCAGGCCCAGGACCACGGGCAAGCUGAGCAUCCUGACUGCCAGGCCCAGGACCACGGCUGCCAGGCUCAGGACCACAGGGAAGCUGAGCAUCCUGACUGCCAGGCUCAGGACCAUGGGCAAGCUGAGCAUCCUGACUGCCAGGCUCGGGACUCGCUGCAGUGCUGAGGAUUGUGGCUGCCACGCCCAGGAGCACUGUGGGGACAAGGCUCAUGGCUACUGGCACUGGACCACUGCAGGGCUGAGGAUUGUGGCUGCCAGGCCCACUGCAGGGCUCAAGGUCAUGGCUACCAGGCUCAGGAGCCCUGUGAAGUUAAGGAUUGUGGCUGCCAGGCCCAGGAGGCUGAAAGUCACAGCUGCCAGACACGUGGCUGCUGGGCUCAGGAGCCACCACCACAGGGUCAAAGGGCCACUGGUGCCAGGCUGAGAGCCACUGGGCAUGAAGCCACCACCACAGGGCUGAGGGCCACUGCUUUUUGAGCCACCAGCACUGGACUAAGAGCCACCACUGCCAGGUCCAGGGGAACCCUGCUCAGCAGCCACCACUACACAGGGCCAAGAGCCGCUGCUGCUGGGCACAGCAGCCACCACCACCACGAGAGCCCCUGGGCACAGCCACUGCUGCUGGGCUGAGAGCUGCUGCUGCCAGGCCCAGGGACACCCUGCUCAGGAGCCACCUCUGCUGUGCCCAGCAAAGCCAGGACUGUGCUGGCUCCCUGAGGAACUGAGGGCACUGCCCCUGGGCACAGACUGCUGCUGGGGGAGGGCACCACAUCCAUCUGUUAUUGUACAGUGUCUGUUUAUUACAGGUCAGUACCAGCACAA